GUGCCUGUCCCUCGUCUCUUCUAGUGGGCUCAGAGGAAUGCUGGCAGGGGAUGGAGUUAAUCUGAAGGGGGAGUGCCGCAGGAGAGAGUCUAUAUAUAUAUGUGGACCCUGGGAGGCUGGUGCUUUUAGUUGGACUCUGUUGGAAUACUGGAGAACACCUCUGAACAUUUCACCAGACUAACGCAAGCCCACCCUGACUCACACUGACCACUCAAAGGUUGAGAGGAAACGAGGACUGACACGUAAACAUUUUUGCUGUUGAAACUGAAAGAUGGCCGAGCAGCUGCAGCAACUUGUUGCACAGAAGAAGGAUGUUGUCGAAACAGUCAUGGAAGUGUUUGAGCAGGGUGCAGAAGUGGUGGCCAGCAUUGCUGGAGAUCUGUUCCCCGUGUUCUCCAUCGCAGCUCCGAUCGUGAAGCUGGCACUGGAUAACGUGGAAAGCAAAGAGGCCGAGUACAUGAAGGAGCAGUUCCAGAAAGUGCGAGAUCGCCUGGAAGUCGUUUCUGAAGAAGUCCAGCAGAUAAACCAGGAGAUCAAGAAGACCGGCAUAGAUGCCACCUAUUUCUCCGUGGAAGAGAACCUGACCAACCAAUUCCGCAAAUUCAUGGACGUCCUGAAUGCAAAACCUAAAUUCAGAGAGGUCAGAAAGAAAACGUUCCUGGAGCACUUCAACAGGACAGGGGGUGAUAAAAACCUGCACACUCUUUACAACGCUGUAACCGGAGAUAACUUCUCAGGAGAGUCUGUGCUGGAAAUCACUCUGAAUUACGAGCAGAAGAGCCGCAGGGCGGUGGAGGAGUUUUGCGCUACCCUCAAAAAGUUGUUCUGUGUCGGUUUGAUCGCCUUUCUGGGACACUCAGCAUUGAAAGGCAAUGACAAUGAGGAGAAGCUGCUUCAAGAUUGGGGCGAGAAGAUGAAAGUGGUGCAGAAUAAAAUGAACAUCGUGAUUGAAGACUGCAUCAACAGCUUUCCGACGCAGGCCGAGCUGGACACCAAACGCAUAGUGAGAGACCAAAGCAACAAAAGCAAUCAGCAACUGGCUGACUUGCUGGUAGAGCACCUGAAAAAGAAGUAUGACUGGGUUUGCUGGUCAGUCCGCAUCUUUAACUCCCCCACCGGCCUGUUCACCAACAAGAAAGACUUCCACGGUUUGACUGGAAAGAGUCGCUAUCAGGUGCCAUUGUCAGAUGACAAGCUAAACGUUGUGGUCUCCUACAGCGCCUCGCCGGAACCUGUCGAUAAAGCCCGGAUACAGAGCAUGAUUUUGGAGCAGAAGAAGGUCACAAUGACGCCGUUGGCUGAACAGCUUUUCGAGACAAUCCCUGUCUGUGUGGUUCACACAAUCAAGACCUCAUGCAAAGAUCUGGGCUUCUCCAGCAGCUUCUCUGACAAGCUGCACUUCUUUGAGAAGUUCAAGAACUUCCAUGUCUGUCUUCAUUCUGCUUAAACAAGGAGGAGACAUAGAAAGAUUAACAGCUUAGCAGAUGUUGUAAAAUGAUAUUUGAUUCAACCACUAUAAUUAGACUACUUAACCUCUGUUAGGUUAUGACUUAUGACCAUAAUUGACUAUUGUACUCUACACUUUUCUUUCUUUUUUUCAUCUUUUUUUCCUAGUAAUGCCUUUAUCUCUGCUUGUUUUAAAGCUGUAAAUGAACACUUUAA
Messenger RNA from Sinocyclocheilus grahami, 1662 nucleotides. RefSeq lists its product as uncharacterized. The record is from RefSeq and is a predicted model, not a curated record. Lineage: Eukaryota; Metazoa; Chordata; Actinopteri; Cypriniformes; Cyprinidae. Bases 272 to 1447 code for a protein of 391 amino acids. The transcript has 3 exons.